AUGAGUUUCGUGGGUUUUAGUCGGGACACGGAGGAGGAUUACCAAACGCCGCGGUGGACGAUUGGUCGGCAAUCGUCGAUGGCGCCGGAUAAGAAUCCGGAGCCGUCGAUUCACUCGGAGGAAGAGGUUUUAGAGGAUGGAGAAGAGAUCGACGGUGGUGUGAGACUUAUGUAUUUGUCAAAUGAAGGUGACAUUGAAGGGAUUAAGGAGCUUCUUGAUUCCGGGAUCGAUGCCAAUUACAGAGACAUUGAUGAUCGGACUGCUCUCCACGUGGCGGCUUGUCAGGGAUUGAAAGAUGUCGUCGAGCUCCUCCUUGAUCGGAAAGCCGAAGUUGAUCCUAAGGAUCGUUGGGGAAGCACUCCUUUUGCAGACGCGAUAUUUUACAAGAACGUUGAUGUAAUCAAGAUUCUUGAGACUCAUGGAGCUAAACAUCCGAUGGCUCCAAUGCAUGUGAAGACUGCUCGUGAAGUCCCUGAAUAUGAAAUCAAUCCUAAUGAGCUUGAUUUCACUCAAAGCAAAGAGAUAACAAAGGGAACUUAUUGUAUGGCAAUGUGGCGUGGUAUUCAAGUUGCGGUGAAAAAGCUCGAUGAUAAAGUUUUGAGCGAUGAUGAUCAAGUGAGGAAAUUCCACGAUGAGCUUGCGUUGCUCCAAAGGCUAAGGCAUCCAAACAUUGUGCAGUUUCUUGGUGCUGUAACACAGAGUAAUCCAAUGAUGAUUGUGACUGAAUAUUUGCCCAGGGGAGAUUUGCGUGAAUUGCUCAAGAGGAAAGGACAACUAAAACCAGCUACUGCUGUUAGAUAUGCACUUGAUAUUGCAAGGGGGAUGAGUUAUCUUCAUGAGAUCAAAGGAGAUCCUAUAAUCCACCGUGAUCUUGAACCUUCGAACAUAUUGAGGGAUGAUUCAGGGCAUCUGAAAGUUGCAGACUUUGGAGUAAGCAAGCUUGUUACUGUUAAAGAAGACAAGCCUUUCAAAUGUGCAGACAUUUCUUGUAGAUAUAUUGCUCCUGAGGUUUUCACCAGUGAAGAAUACGAUACAAAGGCUGAUGUUUUCUCGUUUGCGUUGAUUGUUCAAGAGAUGAUUGAAGGACGAAUGCCAUUUGCUGAAAAGGAAGACAGUGAAGCUUCAGAAGCUUAUGCUUCCAAAGAGCGGCCUUCUUUCAAAGCUCCAUCAAAGCAAUACCCUCAUGGACUUAAAUCGUUGAUAGAAGAAUGCUGGCAUGAGAAACCUGCAAAGCGACCAACUUUCAGAGAGAUCAUCAAACGGCUUGAGUCCAUUCUUCACCACAUGGGUCACAAGCGACAAUGGAGGAUGAGGCCAUUGACAUGCUUUCAGAAUUUCGAGCACAAGAAGAAACAUAAUUGGGAUUUGAGCAGCCAUGACGGCUCAUCAUCCGGUUCACAUUUGUAA
Messenger RNA from Microthlaspi erraticum, 1407 nucleotides. The record is from the annotation of a GenBank genome assembly. NCBI's taxonomy places the organism in Eukaryota, Viridiplantae, Streptophyta, Magnoliopsida, Brassicales, Brassicaceae.